This is a messenger RNA of Chaetomium strumarium, 1521 nucleotides long. RefSeq lists its product as uncharacterized. Bases 284 to 1231 code for a protein of 315 amino acids. The record is from RefSeq and is a predicted model, not a curated record. Lineage: Eukaryota; Fungi; Ascomycota; Sordariomycetes; Sordariales; Chaetomiaceae. The transcript is spliced from 2 exons.
GGAAUGGCCUUUUCCCAAGAAACUGACAUGUUAAGUUCGAGUCGGUUGCACGAGUCUAGUAAGCCCUCUAGAGGGUCACAUGGAGCUGCUCAGCUGAACCUCCUUGAGGGUGGCUGCCGGCAGGUCACCUGCAUUUUGGCAAUUUGGCAUCAACCCCCGCGAUUGCAUUCCAAUUUCCACCCUUAAUCCCACCUGUAUUCGUUAUUUCUGCCAGCGCCGCAUUGUGCAACAAGGGACCGACCUGAGUUUACGCAAGUGUGUGUUGAUUCUCAAAAACAUUCGGAUGGCUAGCCACGAUCAGGAUACUGCGCCGACCGUACAUCCGGACAGGGCGGACGAGGCCCCAAACAGAACGAUUCGCCUUCGGGAGCCGCCUCCACCACGACCUAUCGCGAAGACCACUCGCGUGAGAACUAUCGCUGCGAGCUUGGAGGCCGGAAUGUUCUCUCACAGAGUCCGAGUAUCCCGAGAUUAUACCUCUACAACCAUCACACGCCCGUGCGCCCGGUCAAACACCCAUGAGACUAUCCACACGUCGUUCGCCACUGUCAUAGGAUCCGGGGAAGAAGCGGUGGAGACCAGGCAGACCCUAAGGACCAAGAAGGCGAACGAGGGAUUCCCCGACAAGGACUACAUCGUGGUUGGAAUGUGGCAAGACGAACGGCAGCGGGUUCCGGAGGAAGUCAUCCUGCCAGUUCUGCCACCAGCUGGUGGACACCCUCAAGACGGACAUCUGUUCAAGCAGAUCAGAAGGGCUGAGCGAAAGCUACGACCCUGGGGUCGAAGGCUCCUCUCGCUCAAGAGAGUCGCCGGUUUCGGACUGUACCGGUGUGUGCCUUCUCACGGAUACCACAUCAUGGAUCCCGUCGACAACCGCACCCAGCGCAUCCUGAACGAUCUAUACCGCGACUACUCCGGCACGCACGACCCGGGCGACCGCUGGCUUACAUGGGUGAGGCAGGAGCUGAACGCGGGUGUCCUCGAUCCAGAAGUUGGGGAAUAUGCGCUUCGCCUGCUGCUCCGAUGGUCUGCCACCAAGAUCGUCUUCUGGGUCAUGAGUCCCGUGGUGCUGAGCCUGGUGAUUGCCUUGUGGUACAUGUACAGACCGCGAGGACCGGAGGCGGAUGAGGUGGCCGUUAUUCAGACGGCGUGGACCAUCGCUUCGUACAUCAUCACUGCCGCUGCACUGGUUGUUGCUGGUCUGGGCACGGUCACUCAGCUCGGUGAUUAGUGCUAGCACCAGCAAGUGGGCAAACGUCCAACCAAAAGUACCUUGGCAUCCUUUUCAUAAAUGACAAGCCGACUUUGGGUAGCCAACAAUAACAUGUUGCCGGCUCUGACGAGGCAUUCAUGUGAUUCUUCAGACGAAGGAAACCUGGUAUUGGAGGUUGGCCGUCCCGGAAAACCACCUGCGGCUGAGUGAGAGAGGCCGGACACCGUUCAAGUCACAUAAUGCUAAGAGUGGGAUGACUGCUCAUGCGCGCUUGCCGUGUGCUGUGCUGCCAUCCGGUGGAAGAACUC